Onychomys torridus (southern grasshopper mouse) is the source of this 2724-nucleotide messenger RNA. It is a transcript of the gene Snx21, whose product is annotated as sorting nexin family member 21. The record is from RefSeq and is a predicted model, not a curated record. Gene Ontology annotation, molecular function: phosphatidylinositol phosphate binding; protein binding. Lineage: Eukaryota; Metazoa; Chordata; Mammalia; Rodentia; Cricetidae. The transcript is spliced from 3 exons. Gene Ontology annotation, cellular component: early endosome membrane. Gene Ontology annotation, biological process: protein transport. Bases 253 to 1344 code for a protein of 363 amino acids.
AAGCCGCGGGUCGCUGCACCGGAUCCGGGGAACCAACCCUGGACGCACUCAGGACGCAGUGGGUGGAGGCGCGGCCCAGGCUGCAGGGAGGAGCAAGGUAGAGCCCGGCCUCCUGCACGUCCCCGCUGCUGCUGCCCCUGGGCGUGGCCUCUUCUGUCCCACCCACUGACACGCCCCCGGGCCCCUCUCCGGGCGGGGGUCCCCACCCUCUCGGGCCCUGGACCCAGCUUAGCGAGCUCCCCCCCGGGUGCCAUGGCCUCGCGGCUCCUGCACCGGCUGCGACACGCCCUGGCUAGCGAUGGCCCCGGGGAGGCGGCGGCAGGCCCCGAGGCCGAGCAGUUCCCUGAAAGCUCGGAGCUGGAGGACGACGACGCCGAGGGCCUGUCCUCCCGCCUCAGCGGCACCCUCAGCUUCACCAGUGCCGAGGAUGACCCGGACGAGGACGACGAGGACGACGAGGCCGGCCCCGACUCGCUGCCCUCCGGAGACGGGACAUCGGGAGAAGACGCAGAACGAAGUCCCCCACCUGAUGGACAACGGGGCAGUCAACUUCUGGCUCGGCAGCUGCAGGAUUUCUGGAAGAAGUCUCGGAACACUCUAGUUCCACAGCGGCUGCUCUUUGAGGUGACCAGCGCCAAUGUUGUCAAGGACCCUCCCUCCAAGUACGUGCUCUACACCCUCGCCGUGAUGGGCCCAGGGCCACCAGAUCGCCAGCCGGCCCAGAUCUCCCGCCGCUACUCGGACUUUGAGCGGCUGCACAGAAACCUGCAGCGGCAAUUCCGGGGCCCCAUGGCUGCCAUCUCCUUCCCCCGUAAGCGCCUGCGCCGGAACUUUACGGCAGAAACCAUUGCCCGCCGGAGCCGGGCCUUUGAACAGUUUUUGAGCCACCUGCAGGCAGUGCCCGAGCUACGCCAUGCUCCAGACCUGCAGGACUUCUUCGUGCUGCCCGAGCUGCGGCGGGCGCAGAGCCUCACCUGCACUGGCCUUUAUCGCGAGGCUCUGGCACUCUGGGCCAACGCCUGGCAGCUGCAGACCCAGUUGGGCACCCCUUCUGGCCCAGACCGCCCCCUGGUGACUCUGGCUGGGUUGGCUGUGUGCCAUCAGGAGCUGGAGGAUCCUGGGGAAGCACGAGCAUGUAGUGAGAAGGCUCUGCAGCUGCUGGGAGACAAGAGACCUCAUCCUUUCCUGGCACCCUUUCUAGAGGCCCAUGUCCGGCUCUCCUGGCGCCUGGGCCUAGACAAACGGCAGACAGAGGCCCAGCUUCAGUCCCUACAGGAGGCAGGCCUUACCCCUAUCCCACCCCCCAGCCUCAAGGAGCUGCUCAUCAAAGAGGUGCUGGACUAACUUUUACCUGUCUUAAGGCCGCUUCUGGGAAAGGGGCUGCCCCAGGUCAGGGGGUUGGGGGCCGUAGAGGACACAGUGAGCAACCGGGGGCGAAAGGGGUUCUGGGAACCCCUAAAGUAGUUCCAGAAAGAGUCUGCAGCAGACUGAGAGGAAUUCGUUUUGUGGGGCUGGGCUCCAAACAAACUUUGGCUGCGGUUACCCUAGGAUGAUACAAGGAGGAAGUUUUGGCAUCGGCUCUUCAGCCUACGACCAGGUCAGGAUCACUGUUUCCUUUUCCAUGGGCCUCUACACCAGUAAAACAGCUUGGCUGAAGGGCCGGGCACUACUGGAGUCCUGGAGUUUAGAGACAGGGGGAGGGCUGUAGCUCUGCCCGGGGGAAUUAAGGACCAGCUACUCCAGCGUUGACAAUCUCUUUAUUGGACGUAGGAGGCAGGAAGCCCGGCUCUCAGCUGUGGCUCCUGCCCUGGAAAUGGCAGUAGGGAUAGAGUUCUUCAAGCCCGGGCCAGGCCAGUCAUCUCUGACUACAGCUUACUCGCUGACACCGGAGGUUUCAAUCGGAUCACUCCCUCCUGGGCACAGGUCACAGCAAGGACCCCAUCCCGACGCCACAGCCGCCCACACACUAGCCCUCGAGAGCCACCUGUGGGCAAGGAGAAGGGUGAGAACGGCCUCUGCUUCAGCACAAGCCUGCUUUGUGUUUGACACAGGGCAGAGCUGCCCCACACGAAGGUACAUUGGAACAGCAUGACUACUCCAAAUACCCAUGUGAGCCUGUUAUAGUCACUGGGGGAGGGGGCUGCCCUCCACUAGAUGGUCUAAAAGCACUUUCAUAUAUGUGCUCACUUCCUCAAAAGACCACAGAGAAAGGCACUCUGACAACAGUCUCCACAGGCUGGGCCAAGCAGAUGCUGCUUCUCAGGCCCCGAUGAGAAAUCUCAUUCUUUCCUUUUGUAACAAGCCAAGCUAGUCCUCCCAGCUGGUCAUCCACCACGAAGGGGAGAGAGCGCAGAGACAGGACCUGAGACAAUGAGCUAUGGCCUCCCAUCCCUUUCCAUCUAGGGGUUCUUAACCUUGGUGGCUCUGGCCCGAGAUAGUUAUUCUUAGGAAGCUAACUUUGGCUUCCUUUACACGCAGAGCCCACUCAGAUCUAGCUGUAGCCAGAGAGCAUUGGCUUUGUUUCUUGUACUGUUUUGCACACAUUGACACUAAAGUACAAAGAGGCUCAGGCUUGGCCCCAAGGAUCAGGCCGAAGUGAUUGACUGUCCUAACUUCAAGGUUGUGAGUCUCGUCCUGUGAUGCUGGUGGUAUCUGAGUAACCCUUUCCUGACUGUAAGGGGUUGCUUAAGUCUUGUCCGUUUUAUAAAGCAAAGCUUUUCUUCC